AUGACGGUGAAAGAUGAGCAGGUUCGAGCGGCGAUGACGAUGAAAGAUGAGUGGGUUCGGGCGGCCAUGACGGACGACAACAUGGUGGUCGAGUUGCUGACCUAUGUCGAUCGAUGCGACGCCAAGAGAGAUGGAGAUUUCAACGCCAGCACUAGGCGUAGCCCCACAACGCCUCUUUCAUGGAGCGGUGGAGGCGGCUCUGCCUCUCCUUCUGCCGCCGACGGCUUUGAAGAGACCAGUAAACAGGUCUCUCGCUUCCAAACAGCCGCACUUUCCAGAUCCAAGGGUACUGCUGGUAAUGAAACUACUGGCACAACUUCCAAGAGAUCGAGAAGGAAGAAGACUUUUGCUGAACUCAAGGAGGAGGAAAAUCUGCUUCUGAAGGAAAUGGUUAGUUUGAAAAAGGAGAUAGCAUCUGUGCGUGCUACUUGCAAAGAACAGAGAGCUAAGAAUGAGAAAUUGAAAAGAAUUAAGCUUGAUUUGAACUUGCAAAUUGCAAAGAAUGAGCCCGAAGAAGUACCUUAUUGUCAACCCCGUCAGAGAGUAUUCUCUACUCUUGACUACGGUCCCUCGCCCUCACUUGCACGUGCUCUUGAUGAUCAUAAAUCACUACUAGAUUCUUGCAAUGUAGGGAAGGUUGUACUGCCUGAUCUAAAUAUGAUUCCGGUCGAAGAUGAUUCUGUCGCUGAGACUUUAUACAGCACCACCUGA
Molecule: messenger RNA, 711 nt
Organism: Hibiscus syriacus
Lineage: Eukaryota; Viridiplantae; Streptophyta; Magnoliopsida; Malvales; Malvaceae
Exons: 6
Coding region: 1-711 (236 amino acids)
Source: RefSeq, a predicted model, not a curated record